AUGGAAAAGACACAGCGAUCUCCGUCUUCGGCCGCAGAUGAAAAGACUACGAAUACCACUGACCCCAACCCAUGGGACAUAAUCGCCAAAUACCCUACCAACUGCAACGCCCAUGAAUCCUCCUGGUGGAAGGACGUUGGUCCCCUCCUGGGCCGUCUCCUCCAGUUAGCGGACUACUCCGUCCACCAGCAGUACGAGUACCUACUCUUUGCACGGAACCACAUUGUGCCGUCCCUGGGUCCUUAUCCGCAGCGCUGGCCCAGCGUAAUGACCUACACGGACCUACCGAUUGAAAUGAGCAUCAAUUUCCAAGAUGGCAAGAAGUCGAAUGUCCGGGUGUCGUUCGAGCCGAUUUGCGAACUCUCCGGAACACCCCGUGACCGCUUCAACCAGGUUGCGGCGGAGCAGCUAGUCGCUGGGCUUUCAGCCUUGGGCCCGGGGCUGGAUCGGGUGUUGUACCAUCAUUUCGCGAGGGACUUCGGGAUCUCGGAAAGUGAGACGAGGAAGCUGAAUGCGGAGGCGUUCGUGCGGCAUUCCGUGCAGUCGGUGUACAACUUUGGGUGUGAUUUCCAACAUACCGGGCCUGUCUUUAAGGCGUAUGUGUAUACGGGGCUUAAGAGAAGGAUUUCCGGGAACCCGAUGCGGCGGGUCCUAGGCGAGUCGUUGGGUCGGUUGGAUGCGAUGACGGGACGGGGGGAUGGGGAGGCGGGGCGGAUGGUCGUCGACUACAUGGAGGAAGGUGGGGGGUUCAAUGAGUACAUGUACCUGGCUUGGGAUUUUGUGGAUGCGGCCCAUGCGCGGGUUAAGGUUUAUGGGGUGCAGACGGAUCUGAGUCUCCGGAAGGUCGAGGAGGUGUGGACGAUGGGUGGGCGUUUGAAGGAUCCAGUCACAUUGUGUGGCUUGGGGCUUGUCCGAAGGCUUUGGGGAAUGCUGGAGGGGGACGGACUAGGUGAUGGGAGUAUAUUCAUGUGGAACUAUGAGAUCCGGCCGGGGUGUGGCACACCCAUCCAAAAGGUGUAUCUGCCCCUGCUCGGGAAGAACGACCUGUUCGUGGCCAAGGCGCUGGCCAAGUUCUUUCACUCGUUGGGGUGGACCGACAAGGCUCGAGCAUAUGUGGACAACGUGCGGUAUCUAUUUCAGUCGGCACGACUCCACGUGUGGGUAUCGUUAGCCUAUUCCGAAAAGAGUGGCGCAUAUAUGAGCGUGUAUUACCACUCCAGUCUGGCCUAAAAGCAGUGUUGAGGUGUCUCUGGCACCCAAUUGGUAUCCGCGAACAAUGAGCAAAUGACAAAAGCGUAUGCGUAAGCCUCCCCAGCAUAUUACAACCCAGUAUAGCCCGACAGUGCAGCCGAUGAGUCAAGCGAGGAGGGUAAGCUCAGGACGUAGUUCCGAAACUGGUAUCAUGGCUACUAACGACCACGAUCAUGACCAUCACGGCCGCGAUCCAGACGCAAGGCACCACACCACCCGACCACCCCGGAGAUUGAAGGCUCCCCGCGGCUGACUGGACCCAUUACCCCAAUCUGAAGGCCAGGCUAGCUUCAGGUGGGAUUUACCCCGCGAUGGAGGGAGCAGCGCUCGCUUGCUUGCUCGCAGGGUCGGGAAUUCGAGUCACAGUUGUGCGGCC
Aspergillus heteromorphus CBS 117.55 is the source of this 1627-nucleotide messenger RNA. RefSeq names its product reverse prenyltransferase. The transcript has 3 exons. Gene Ontology annotation, biological process: alkaloid metabolic process. The coding region runs from base 1 to 1230 and encodes 409 amino acids. NCBI's taxonomy places the organism in Eukaryota, Fungi, Ascomycota, Eurotiomycetes, Eurotiales, Aspergillaceae. Gene Ontology annotation, molecular function: transferase activity, transferring alkyl or aryl (other than methyl) groups. The record is from RefSeq and is a predicted model, not a curated record.